UGUUCUUAAUUUGAAAUGAUUAUUGGAAUUGAUUGAAAUCCGAUCCCACCUCAUUUUCGUGGUUUUCACUCUAUUGGAGCUGAGUGGAGAAUUAGAAUUCUGUAGUAAAUGUUAAAAAUAAAAUGUGAUUGCAAAUUAAUCGAUCAAUAAUUCAAAUUCUUUGAAUAAAACAUAGGACAAAUGUCCAAAACUGUUCUAAAAAAAUCCAUAUGUUAUCUAUUGUACAGUGCUAACAUUAUAAAAAAGAGCUUUUUUAUUUAUAAUAUAAAUAAAUCAGCACUGAAGUUUUCUUUUAACUAAAAUGGAAGAAAAGCCAGAUUAUUCUGAAGAAAAUAUUAUUUCAGCUCAGGAUACAAAGGAAUCAGAUACAAAGUCUGAAUAUUCGAAGCAAAUAUCAGCAAAAUCGUUAGCGUCCAACGAUGUGAAACAGUUGAAAAAGAAGAAAAAGCCCUAUCCGAUUCAGUUACUCAAGGAUUAUCAAAUCGAGGAUUUAAAAAAAGCUUUUGUCGUUUUUGACGUGAAAAAUGAAGGUCGAAUGUCUGUGAGGGAUUUGAAGACGGCGAUCCGUGCUUGCGGAUUCGAACCAAAGAAAGAUGAAAUGAGGAAAUUUCUCUCCGAGUUUGACCCUAAUGACGAAGGGUAUAUAUCUCUCUCCGAUUUCAUAACGAUGUUCACAAUGAAGCUGGCUGAAAGGGACCCAAAAGAGGAGAUGCUCAGAGCGUUCAAGUUCUUCGACAGGGAGAACAAAGGCGGCAUAAGCUUCGAAGAUCUCAAAAACUGCGCCUUCGAAGUAGGAGAAAUGUUACACGAUGAAGAACUCCAGGAGAUGAUGGACGAAGCCGACAUCAAUGGUGACGGUUUAGUGGAUCAGGACGAGUUUGUCAAGAUUAUGACAAAAACUUAUUUUUACACUUAAACAAUGUUUACAUUUUUAUUUUUAAAUAUUCAAGUGUAGUGCACUGUAA
This is a messenger RNA of Cimex lectularius (bed bug), 965 nucleotides long. Its product is annotated as caltractin-like. NCBI's taxonomy places the organism in Eukaryota, Metazoa, Arthropoda, Insecta, Hemiptera, Cimicidae. Gene Ontology annotation, biological process: centriole replication; nucleotide-excision repair; mitotic cell cycle. The transcript has 5 exons. Bases 302 to 916 code for a protein of 204 amino acids. Gene Ontology annotation, cellular component: centriole; centrosome. Gene Ontology annotation, molecular function: calcium ion binding. The record is from RefSeq and is a predicted model, not a curated record.